Messenger RNA from Gorilla gorilla gorilla (western lowland gorilla), 5662 nucleotides. RefSeq names its product phosphoribosylformylglycinamidine synthase (gene PFAS). The record is from RefSeq and is a predicted model, not a curated record. Gene Ontology annotation, molecular function: phosphoribosylformylglycinamidine synthase activity. Gene Ontology annotation, cellular component: cytoplasm. The coding region runs from base 315 to 4421 and encodes 1368 amino acids. The transcript is spliced from 28 exons. NCBI's taxonomy places the organism in Eukaryota, Metazoa, Chordata, Mammalia, Primates, Hominidae. Gene Ontology annotation, biological process: 'de novo' IMP biosynthetic process.
AACAAACGCGCGCGACGAUUCGGGGUGCUCUGUGGCCGCGAGUGCAUCUUCCACGCUGGAGUGCAAUGGCGCGAUCUCGGCUCACUGCAACCUCUGCCUCCCGGGUUCAAGCAGUUCUCCUGCCUCAGCCUCCCUAGUAACUGGGAUUACAGGCGCCCGCCACCACACCCAGCUAAUUUUAUAUUUUUAGUAGAGACAGGGUUUCACUAUGUUGGCCGGGCUGAUCUCCAACUCCUGACCUCAGGCAAUCCACCUGCCUCAGUCUCCCAAAGUGCUGGGAUUACAGAUGUGAGCCACCGUGCCCGGCUUAGUUAAUGUUAUUUUUUGGGAACCUAAUUCAUCUCUCCAGCAAAGGACACAUCUCUCCAGCAAAGGACACCUCUCUCCAGCAAAGGACAAAAGAGAUGUCCCCAGUCCUUCACUUCUAUGUUCGUCCCUCUGGCCAUGAGGGGGCAGCCUCUGGACACACUCGGAGGAAACUGCAAGGGAAACUGCCAGAGCUGCAGGGCGUCGAGACUGAACUGUGCUACAACGUGAACUGGACAGCUGAGGCCCUCCCCAGUGCUGAGGAGACAAAGAAGCUGAUGUGGCUGUUUGGUUGCCCCUUAUUGCUGGAUGAUGUUGCUCGGGAGUCCUGGCUCCUUCCUGACUCCAAUGACCUGCUGCUGGAGGUCGGGCCCAGGCUGAACUUCUCCACCCCAACAUCCACCAACAUCGUGUCAGUGUGCCGCGCCACUGGGCUGGGGCCUGUGGAUCGUGUGGAGACCACCCGGCGCUACCGGCUCUCGUUUGCCCACCCCCCGUCAGCUGAGGUGGAAGCCAUUGCUCUGGCUACCCUGCACGACCGGAUGACAGAGCAGCACUUCCCCCAUCCCAUCCAGAGUUUCUCCCCUGAGAGCAUCCCGGAACCCCUCAAUGGCCCUAUCAAUAUACUGGGUGAGGGCCGGCUUGCGCUGGAGAAGGCCAACCAGGAGCUUGGUCUGGCUUUAGACUCUUGGGACCUAGACUUCUACACCAAGCGCUUCCAGGAGCUACAGCGGAACCCGAGCACUGUGGAGGCCUUUGACUUGGCGCAGUCCAAUAGCGAGCACAGCCGACACUGGUUCUUCAAGGGCCAGCUCCACGUGGAUGGGCAGAAGCUGGUGCACUCACUGUUUGAGUCCAUCAUGAGCACCCAGGAAUCCUCGAACCCCAACAACAUCCUCAAAUUCUGUGAUAACAGCAGUGCAAUCCAGGGAAAGGAAGUCCGAUUCCUACGGCCUGAGGACCCCACACGGCCAAGCCGCUUCCAGCAACAGCAAGGGCUGAGACAUGUUGUCUUCACAGCAGAGACUCACAACUUUCCCACAGGAGUAUGCCCCUUUAGUGGUGCAACCACUGGCACAGGGGGCCGGAUUCGAGAUGUCCAGUGCACAGGCCGUGGGGCCCACGUGGUGGCUGGCACUGCCGGCUAUUGCUUUGGAAAUCUGCAUAUUCCAGGUUACAAUCUGCCCUGGGAGGAUCCAAGCUUCCAGUAUCCUGGGAACUUUGCCCGGCCUCUGGAGGUUGCCAUUGAAGCCAGUAAUGGAGCUUCUGACUAUGGCAACAAGUUUGGGGAACCAGUGCUGGCUGGCUUCGCCCGCUCCUUGGGCCUCCAGCUCCCAGACGGCCAGCGGCGUGAGUGGAUCAAGCCCAUCAUGUUUAGUGGAGGCAUUGGGUCCAUGGAAGCUGACCACAUAAGCAAGGAGGCCCCAGAGCCAGGCAUGGAAGUUGUAAAGGUUGGAGGUCCCGUCUACAGGAUUGGAGUUGGAGGUGGAGCUGCUUCAUCUGUGCAGGUGCAGGGAGAUAACACCAGUGACCUGGACUUUGGGGCUGUGCAGCGAGGAGACCCGGAGAUGGAACAGAAGAUGAACCGUGUGAUCAGGGCUUGUGUGGAGGCCCCCAAGGGAAACCCCAUCUGCAGCCUUCAUGAUCAGGGCGCUGGUGGCAAUGGCAAUGUCCUAAAAGAGCUGAGUGACCCAGCUGGAGCCAUCAUUUACACCAGCCGCUUCCAGCUUGGGGACCCAACCCUGAAUGCCCUGGAAAUCUGGGGGGCUGAGUACCAGGAAUCAAAUGCUCUUCUGCUGAGGUCCCCUGACCGGGACUUCCUGACUCAUGUCAGUGCCCGUGAACGUUGCCCGGCUUGCUUCGUGGGCACCAUCACUGGAGACCAGAGAAUAGUGCUGGUGGACGAUCGGGAGUGUCCUGUCAGAAGAAAUGGCCAGGGGGAUGCCCCCCCGACACCCCCGCCAACCCCUGUGGACCUGGAGCUCGAAUGGGUGCUGGGCAAGAUGCCUCGGAAGGAGUUCUUCCUGCAGAGGAAGCCCCCCAUGCUGCAGCCUCUGGCCUUGCCCCCAGGGCUGAGCGUGCACCAGGCUCUGGAGAGGGUUCUGAGGCUGCCCGCCGUGGCCAGCAAGCGCUACCUCACCAAUAAGGUGGACCGCUCCGUGGGCGGCCUGGUGGCCCAGCAGCAGUGCGUGGGGCCCCUGCAGACUCCUCUGGCAGAUGUAGCGGUUGUGGCACUGAGCCAUGAGGAGCUCAUAGGGGCUGCCACAGCCUUGGGAGAACAGCCAGUCAAGAGCCUGCUGGACCCAAAAGUCGCCGCCCGGUUGGCUGUGGCCGAAGCCCUCACCAACCUGGUGUUUGCUCUGGUCACUGAUCUCCGGGAUGUGAAGUGUAGCGGGAACUGGAUGUGGGCAGCCAAGCUCCCAGGGGAGGGCGCAGCUUUGGCGGAUGCCUGUGAGGCUAUGGUGGCAGUGAUGGCAGCCCUGGGUGUGGCAGUGGACGGUGGCAAGGACUCCCUCAGCAUGGCUGCUCGGGUUGGCACUGAGACCGUGCGGGCUCCUGGGUCACUGGUUAUCUCAGCCUAUGCCGUCUGCCCAGACAUCACAGCCACCGUGACCCCAGACCUCAAGCAUCCUGAAGGGAGAGGCCAUCUGCUCUAUGUGCCUCUGAGCCCUGGGCAGCACCGGCUCGGGGGCACAGCUCUGGCCCAGUGCUUCUCCCAGCUUGGGGAACACCCUCCAGACCUGGACCUUCCUGAGAACUUGGUGCGGGCCUUCAGCAUCACUCAGGGGCUGCUGAAAGACCGCCUCCUCUGCUCAGGCCACGAUGUCAGUGACGGAGGCCUCGUCACAUGCCUGCUGGAGAUGGCCUUUGCUGGAAAUUGCGGGCUACAGGUGGAUGUGCCUGUCCCCGGGGUUGAUGUCCUGUCUGUGCUGUUCGCUGAGGAGCCAGGCCUCGUGCUGGAGGUGCAGGAGCCAGACCUGGCCCAGGUGCUGAAGCGUUACCGGGAUGCUGGCCUCCAUUGCCUGGAGCUGGGCCACACAGGCGAGGCCGGGCCCCACGCCAUGGUCCGGGUGUCAGUGAACGGGGCUGUGGUUCUGGAGGAGCCUGUUGGCGAGCUGCGAGCCCUCUGGGAGGAGACGAGUUUCCAGCUGGACUGGCUACAGGCAGAGCCUCGCUGUGUGGCAGAGGAGGAACGGGGCCUGAGGGAGCGGAUGGGGCCCAGCUAUUGCCUGCCCCCCACCUUUCCCAAAGCCUCCGUGCCCCGUGAGCCUGGUGGUCCCAGCCCCCGAGUCGCCAUCUUGCGAGAGGAGGGCAGUAAUGGAGACCGGGAGAUGGCCGAUGCCUUCCACUUGGCUGGGUUUGAGGUAUGGGACGUGACCAUGCAGGACCUCUGCUCUGGGGCAAUUGGGCUGGACACUUUCCGUGGCGUGGCCUUCGUGGGUGGCUUCAGCUAUGCAGAUGUCCUGGGCUCUGCCAAAGGGUGGGCAGCUGCUGUGACCUUUCAUCCCAGGGCUGGGGCUGAGCUGAGGCGCUUCCGGAAGCGGCCAGACACCUUCAGCCUGGGCGUGUGUAAUGGCUGUCAACUGCUGGCUCUGCUGGGCUGGGUGGGAGGCGACCCCAAUGAGGAUGCUGCAGAGAUGGGCCCUGACUCCCAGCCAGCCCGGCCAGGCCUUCUGCUACACCACAACGUGUCUGGGCGCUACGAGUCUCGCUGGGCCAGCGUGCGUGUGGGGCCUGGGCCAGCCCUGAUGCUGCGAGGGAUGGAGGGCGCCGUGCUGCCUGUGUGGAGUGCGCACGGGGAAGGUUACGUAGCAUUUUCUUCUCCGGAACUCCAAGCUCAGAUUGAGGCCAGGGGCUUGGCUCCACUGCACUGGGCCGAUGAUGACGGGAACCCCACAGAGCAGUACCCUCUGAAUCCCAAUGGGUCCCCAGGGGGUGUGGCUGGCAUCUGCUCCUGUGAUGGCCGCCACCUGGCUGUCAUGCCUCACCCUGAGCGGGCCGUUAGGCCUUGGCAGUGGGCAUGGCGACCCCCUCCAUUUGAUACUCUGACCACCUCCCCCUGGCUCCAGCUCUUUAUCAAUGCCCGAAACUGGACCCUGGAAGGUAGCUGCUGACUGGCCACAGGCGCUCACCUGGGCCCCAUGGCUUUUCACCUAAGUGGGUCCUGCCCCCUCCCCCAUGACCUUCAGGAGCACCCCAUAUUAUUUCCAAAAAUAUCUCGGACAGACAAGGACCAAAAUGCCAAAAUCUCAGCGGACUCGAUGAUCUGCCUGCUGAUGUUCCUUCUGCGGCUGUGUCUAUUUUCAGUUCUGCUCUAACAUGGCAUGCCCUUUCUCAGCCCAGGAAACAGCAUGUGGUUCAGAGAAAAGAGCAACAAGGAAAAGUUAGGACCCCUGAGGUCCGAACAGGGGCUUCUGUUGCCCACUUCACAACACCCAGUGAUCACCGGCGUGCAAUUGCCUCCUUGGCUCUAAGGGAUGUUUUGCGCUCCCUUUUCUCAUCAUUGGGGUUAGGGGGUGCAGACAAAUUCAGCAAUAGUAUGCAGAUCAGCCCCUCACCACCUCAUUGUUCUCAUCUGGAACUGAAAUUUUCUGGAUUUCUCUUGAAGUGCUACACCGUGCUGAAUGUAAGGAAUUGUUGCUUGUGGAAGUUUCUCAGCGUUUCUGGCUGUCUCAGGGCUGGCCUCAGAACCCAGCAUUCCUGUUAUUUGCUUCUAAAUUAGCAGCUCUCUUUUUUUUUUUUUUUUUUUUUUUUUUUUUUUUUUUUGAGGCAUUCUCACUCUGUCACCCAGGCUGGAGUACAAUGGCGUGAUCUCGGCUCACUGCAACCUCUGCCUCCUAGGUUCAAGCAAUUUUCCUGCCUCAGCCUCCCGAGUAGCUGGGAGUACAGGCACACACCACCACACCCAGCUAAUUUUUGUAUUUUUAGUAGAGAUAGGGUUUCACCAUGUCUCCCAGGCUGGUCUCAAACUCCUAACCUCAAGUGAUCCGCCUGCCUCGGCCUCUCAAAGUGCUGGGAUUACAGGUGGGAGCCACUACACCUGGCCCAGCAGCUCUGUUUCUGAUAGAGGUGGUUGGGGCUCUCAUCCCUAGAUCCUAACCCUUUAGUGUGCUGGAAUUCUACUCUUCACUUACUGCAUUGACUGUUGUUGAUUAGUUAUUAUUGCAAAGCACUGUCACCGGCCUCAGGGAGUUUAUGUGUAAUAGAAUUAAAAAUAAUAGCUGUGCAUAACACUUAGCUCAAGCCACGCAUGUGUGAGGCAUUUGGUAUGUAUCUGAAUUAAUUCUCACUAAAAUUCAGCAAAGGACUUGAUAGCCUCUCCCUGCCUUUUCAAUAAAGGAUGAAUGAAGGUUGA